This is a messenger RNA of Prinia subflava (tawny-flanked prinia), 2013 nucleotides long. RefSeq names its product Rab interacting lysosomal protein (gene RILP). The record is from RefSeq and is a predicted model, not a curated record. Gene Ontology annotation, cellular component: cytoplasm; lysosome; ciliary basal body. Gene Ontology annotation, biological process: early endosome to late endosome transport; cilium assembly. The transcript is spliced from 8 exons. The coding region runs from base 58 to 1260 and encodes 400 amino acids. Gene Ontology annotation, molecular function: small GTPase binding; dynein light intermediate chain binding; protein dimerization activity. Lineage: Eukaryota; Metazoa; Chordata; Aves; Passeriformes; Cisticolidae.
GGGGCGGCCCCGGACGGGGCGGGCCGGGCCGGGCGGAGCGUGCGCGGGCGCGGGGCCAUGGCGGAGCCGCUGUGGCGAACGCCGCCGGCCCGGCUGGCCCCGCCGCACGUUUACCGCAUGGCGGGGGCGCUGGGCGCCGAGCUGCGCCGCCUCUCCGCCCGCUUCGGGCCCGACGCCGUGGCCGGGCUGGUGCCGCCCGUGGUGCGGCUGCUGGAGCUGCUGGAGGCGCUGGUGGCCCCGCCGGGCGCUGAGGGGGAGGCGCCGGCAGCGCCGGCCGGGCCGCAGGAGGCGGAGGACCCGGAGCAGAGGCUGUGGGAGGCCGAGCGCCGGGAGCGAGCCCUGCACGGCCGCCUGGCCUGCCUGGAGGAGCAGAACCGGCAGCUCCUGGGGCAGCUUGCCGAGAGCCAGUCCCAGGAAGACAGCACGGCACGCAAGGAGCGGGAGGUGAUGCUGCGGCUGAAGGAGGUGGUGGACAGGCAGAGGGAUGAGCUCCGUGCCCAGGCCCACGAGAUCGUCUGCAAGAGCCGCGACACGGAGGCGCUGCAGGAACAGCUCCAUCGCUUCAUGGCCAUGAACGAGGAGCUGCGGCACAAGGUGGCCGUGGUGCAGGCCCAGCUCAAGAGUGCUCUGGAGCAGAAGUCAGACCUGGAGGCUGCGAUGCUGCAAAGCCAGAGGGAAACGAGCAGGAGGAGCAGGACAGCCCUGGAGAGCCGGCGGCCAGAGCCUGGUGUGGAGGGAGCCCUGUCACCCUCAGAGGAGCCACAGCGCCAGGAUGGGGACAGGAGCCCUGCUCACUGCUGCUUCUCCAUGGAAGAGCUGCAGCAGAUCCUGCAAGAGAGAAAUGAGCUCAAGACCAACCUGUUCUUGGUGCAGGAGGAGCUGGCCUAUUACCAGAGGGAGCUGCUGAACGAGGAGAGAAUUCCCAGCUUCUUCUUGGAUGCAAUGAAGUCAAAUAUCAAAAAACAGAGGAAAAAAAUCAGAGCUAAAAUGCUGGGAACGACGGAGGAGUCGGGGAGCAGUGAUGAAGAGGAGGGCUCCUGGCUCCCAGGUCAUGGCACAGACUGUGUGGAUGCUCAGCCUCCAGAAUCCAAAAUUAGGAGCUUUUUUGGGCUGUGGUAUCAGGGCAGCAGCAAAGACCCCCCCACAUCCAGCUGCUCUGGGACCUGGGAAAUCAUCGACUCGCUGGACACACAGCCAGAGCCAGAGGGAGAGAGCAAGGCAGGGUCCAGCUCCCCUGACAGAGCCAUGGCACCACUCUGACCCCACGGGAACAGGAGCAGGAUCUGUCCUCGCAGCAGAACUUCCUGGAUCCUCUUCUUCCAGUGGCUUCAAAAGCAGCACAGCAGCCCUGGCACUUCCCCUGUGCCGUGGUGGUGGCAAAGCCACAGCGUGGGCAGAUUCCUGCAAAUCCUGCACUGGGACAUUUGGAUGUGGGCUGCCAGCCUGACAUGGGACAGAUCAGCACUUCUGGGCAUCUCUGCCCACCAGCCACCCUUUCACUGUGGCCACAGCUUCACCUCAGAGGGGCCCUUGCAGCUGUGCCCCCUCCCCACUGCUCCCUGCUUGCAGCUCAGCGUGGUGGGGGUCUGCACCCUCCUCCUGCUUCACACCCCACAAGGGAUCUUCCCAUCCACUGGUGGCUCUUUGCAAACCCCUCUGCUCUGUGGGGAUGUUUUACCUCACCCCUUUCUGUCUGUACCUCCCCAAUCCCUGCAAUGUGAAGGUCCGGGUGGGAUGUCCCGGGGUCACCACACGGCCGGGAGGGGCUGAGCACACUGCACUGGGUGUCCGGGGGCUCCCGUGGCUGGGAGCCAUCAGGAGCAGCACCACCAGGGCCACUCCUGCACUUCUCAGGCGUGGGGUGAAUCAGUUUUGUACUGGGACUCUUCUGCCACCUCUGGGACCUGGCAGACUGGAACAAUCCUUGUGUUCAUGGGGAUGAGUCGGUCGCCUCAGAUCAAAUACUUUCUACCUUUAAUUUGGAAAUAAAUCAGUCUCUUGUUUUUCCUCUGA